AUGGCACGUGCACAACGAACAGGCUGGCCCCCCUUGGGGCUGCUGCCGCGGGUGCUCGGUCCCCAGGGACCGAGGCCUCCUCGGCAGCUCUCUCGGAAGCGGAGCCGGCAUCGCUGCCGGAGCAGGCGCGGGGCUGAGUCGAGCCGAACCCAGCCCGGCCCCUCCGCGCCCCCGGCUCUGCUUCAGCCGCCCCGCACUCGGCCCGCCGCCCUCCCCGCCGCCCUUCCCGCCGCCCCAGGACCCGCUCUGGGACCCGCUGCCCCGGCCCCCCGCUCGCCCGUACCUCUCGGCAGCUCGCUGAGGUCGUCCCCCGAGGCCACUCCGCCGCCCUCCUUCUCCGGGCUGCCGCCGAGCAGCGGGGCCGUGGCCGGGACCGGCGCCCCGCUGCCAGCCUUGUGCAGCACCUCGUUGUGCAGCUCGGCCGGGCCCGGCCCGGCCGCCGCCGCCGCCGCCGAGCACACUGCGGGGAGAGGGCACGGUCAGGCGCGGGGCGCUGACCCUGCCCGGGACAGAUUUUCCCGCGUGCCCGUGCCCAGCACCCUCCACCCGGGGCCGUGGCCGCGCUGCCAAUGCCCAGGGCCGGCACCCCUUGUCCCGCGUGCCCGACGUUGGGGCCGCGCUUCCCCUCUCCUCCCCACGCGUAUCCGUACCCGCCGCCAGCAGUGCGUGGAUCAGCACCGCCCGCCCGUCCAUAGCCUGCGGGCACACACGUCCCGUCCCGUCCCGUCCCGUCCCGUCCCGGCUCCGCUCCGCUCGGCCCCGCUCCGGCAGCCGCUCUCCAGCAGCGCGGCCCCGCGGCGGGUAGAAGGCUGCGGGUGGCGGGGCGGGGCGGGGCAAGCUCUCCAGGUGACAGACACCAACUCACAGCCCAGACCAGAGGGGAGCAACCCUGAAGCUCACUCCCAAGCUUUUGGCUGCAACAUCUUCCCCUCCAGUGUGGCUCCAGCAGCCAAGCGAGCUGUUGCUGUCCUGCAGCAGGAAGACUGGGGAGGAGGCACCUGUCCACUGCUCUUUGUUCAGCUCAACCAGCUCCUCAGCACCCCAGCAGGGCCAGUGUGGAGAGAGACAGCCAGGUGGAUAAAAUUCGAGGAGAAGGUGGAGGAAGGGGGGGAGCGCUGGAGUACGCCCCAUGUCCCAGCCCUCCCCCUGCACAGCCUCUUCCAGCUGAGGACAUGCCUGCAGAAAGGGACAAUGCUCCUGGAUCUGGAUGCCUCCACUUUCAAGGAAAUAAUCGAGAAGGUGCUUUCUGAGCAGACCGGGGACGCAGAGCUGCAGCCCGAGCUGGGGGAGCGCCUGGCAGCCCUCCUGCUCUGCCAGCCGCAGCACCAGCCCACCAAGACCCCUCUGCGGCUGCUUACCGAGCUGUGCCGCGCUCCCUGCAGAGGUAGGGACAGGGCCUGCCCUGAGCCCAGAGCCCAGCUCUCUGAAACACCACUGCAGGAGCAGCUGAGAAACCGAUUCAAGAAGAAGGUGCCUUCAGGGACUGAGGCUGCCCACAUUGCCGUCGGUGAAGUGGAGUUUCUGGAGAAGCCUUUUGCUGCCUUCAUCCGCCUCCGGCAAGCGGUGGCCCUGGGCUCUCUGGCCGAAGUUGCUCUCCCCAGCAAGUUCCUCUUCAUCCUGCUUGGUCCCCGAGCCAAAGCCAAAGCCUACCAGGACAUCGGCAGGGCCAUGGCCACGCUGCUGACGGACGAGCUCUUCCAAAGGGUUGCCCGGCGGGCUGAGGACCGAGAGGACCUCAUUGCAGGGAUAGAGGCAUUCCUGGAUGAGCUGACUGUGCUUCCUCCUGGGAAAUGGGACCCCAGUGCCCGAAUUCCUCCGCUGAGCUGUCUGUCAUCUCCGCACAGGAGCAUCCUUUUGACACCACUGGCCCUGGAGAGCUGCAGCCUGAAGCUGUUGUCUCUGGCUCUGCUCUGCCACAGGACAGCUGCACAGCCGCCAGAUCAGCAGCCUCACAGCAAUGGGGAGACGGCAGCAGCUGGGGACAGAGCUGGCUCAGGGCACCUGCGCCUCGGGGAGGAGCUGGAGAGGACAGGCAGGCUUUUCGGGGGGCUGCUGCAGGACAUCCGGCGGAAGGCACCUUGGUACGGCAGCGACUUCCGCGACGCGCUGCACCCGCAGUGCCUCUCGGCCGUGCUCUACAUCUACCUGGCCACAGUCACCAACGCCAUCACCUUUGGGGGCAUGCUGGGUGACGCCACUGACAAUAUGCAGGGGGUGCUGGAGAGUUUCCUGGGCACAGCCUUCACAGGAUCUAUCUUCUGCCUCUUCUCUGGGCAGCCGCUGACCAUCCUGAGCAGCACUGGCCCCAUGCUGGUCUUUGAGCGCCUCCUCUUCUCCUUCAGCCAGGACCACGGCCUGGAGUACCUGGAGUUUCGCCUCUGGAUUGGACUCUGGGUGGCCUUUUUCGGUGUGGUGUUGGUGGCCACGGAGGCCAGCCACCUGGUGCGGUACUUCACCCGCUUCACCGAGGAAGGCUUCUGUGCCCUCAUCAGCUUGAUAUUCAUCUACGACUCCCUGAAGAAGAUGUUGAACCUGGCAGACACCUUCCCCAUCAACUGGCAGUACCGGCUGGACAACAUCACCUCCUACAGCUGCGUCUGCAACUUGUCCAGUGCUGGUCACAGCUCAGCAGGGAACGACACGCUGCUGCCCUCGCCCUUGUACUCCUGGCAGCCUCCCACUGCCCCAGCUGGGCUGAGCAGGACCCAGUGCCUGGCUCAGGGUGGGCAGCUCCUGGGUACCAGCUGCCAGUACGUGCCCGACGUCACCCUCAUCUCCUUCCUGCUCUUUGGGGGCACCUUCUUCUCCUGCACUGCACUCAAGCAUUUCAGGAGCAGCCGCUACUUCCCUGCGCGGGUGCGGAAACUCGUGAGCGACUUCGCUGUCAUCGUGGCCAUCCUUGCCUCCUGCACCAUCGACACCAUCCUGGGCCUGGAGACCCCCAAGCUCCUUGUCCCCAGCGAGCUGAAGCCCACAAACCCAGCACGGGGCUGGAUCGUCUUCCCCUUUGGAGCCAACCCGUGGUGGGUCUGCCUGGUGUCAGCAGUGCCCGCUGUCCUUGUCACCAUCCUCAUUUUCAUGGACCAGCAGAUCACAGCUGUCAUCUUGAACCGCAGAGAGUACAAGCUGCAGAAAGGAGCAGGCUUCCACCUGGAUCUCCUCUGCAUCUCCCUCCUGAUGGUCACCACCUCUGCCACUGGCCUCCCCUGGUACGUCUCGGCCACCGUCAUCUCCCUGGCACACAUGGAGAGCCUGAGGAAAGAGAGCGCAACCUCAGCCCCUGGGGAGCAUCCUGAGUUCCUGGGCAUCAGGGAGCAGAGGCUGACUGGCCUGGCUGUCUUUGUCCUGACCGGGGCUUCCGUCUUCAUGGCACCUGUUCUCAAGCACAUCCCAAUGCCAGUGCUGUAUGGGGUCUUUCUCCACAUGGGGGUGGCAGCGCUGAACAGCAUCCAGCUCACAGGCCGCGUGCAGCUGCUCCUGAUGCCAGCCAAGCACCAGCCUGACCUCACCUACCUCCGCCACGUGCCCCUGCGCCGGGUGCACCUCUUCACCAUCAUCCAGCUGCUGUGCCUGGCCCUGCUCUGGGUUGUCAAGUCCACCGUGGCCGCUAUUAUUUUCCCAUUGAUGCUGCUGGCGCUGGUGGGCAUUCGGAAGGGGCUGGAGUGCAUCUUCUCCCUGCACGACCUGAGCUGGCUGGACAGCCUGCUGCCCGAGUCGGCCGGGAAGGAGGCGGAGGGGAAACUGCCCGGGAAGCUGACAGAGGAGGAAGGCACCGGCGAGGAGGUGGGUGAUGUCCUGGGUGCUCUGCUCUUUCCUGGCUGUCCCCGGGGUCAUCAUGGCGGAGCUGCCCAGCGGGGCCGCGGCUGGGGCCGGGCCGGGAGCGCUGUCGGCCCCAGCCCGUGUCCCCUCUCCUCGCAGUUGGAGCUGAUGCAUCGCCAGGGACCAGAGAUCAACAUCUCCGUCAACUAG
Colius striatus (speckled mousebird) is the source of this 3969-nucleotide messenger RNA. It is a transcript of the gene SLC4A9, whose product is annotated as solute carrier family 4 member 9. The transcript is spliced from 22 exons. Gene Ontology annotation, biological process: regulation of intracellular pH; monoatomic anion transport; transmembrane transport. The record is from RefSeq and is a predicted model, not a curated record. Gene Ontology annotation, molecular function: sodium:bicarbonate symporter activity; solute:inorganic anion antiporter activity; monoatomic anion transmembrane transporter activity. The coding region runs from base 1 to 3969 and encodes 1322 amino acids. Gene Ontology annotation, cellular component: basolateral plasma membrane; plasma membrane. Lineage: Eukaryota; Metazoa; Chordata; Aves; Coliiformes; Coliidae.